AUGUUAGGCAAGAUAUUUAAGCAAAAACUUUAAUUUAUUAAGUCGUCUCUAAAGAUUCAUCAAAAUUCUAGACUUUCUUUGAUACAAAAUAUAUAAUUUUAAUCUCGAAGCCCAUUUUGCAGUUUAGAAUAGCGUCCUUAAAUAUUGAAGAACUCUAUUAAAUUAGGAAAUGACGCUUCGAAGGGGUAGCAAAUACAAAAGAAUUUAUAGGAGGAGUUUAAUUAGAUUGAGUUAAUUUCAAACCCAUAGCACCAAAAUAGGGUAAAGAAGAUUAUUCAAACUUAUGUUGUCAAUACAGAUUUUGUUAACAUAGAACAAUUGGCUGAAUUUAUUGCUUUUGAUGGUUAAAAAUUACUCUAAAAGUUAACAUCAAUGGGCAUAAAUCCUGAAAAAAUUAGUUUAAAGGAGGCAAAUCUGAUAUCUUUAGAAUAUGAUGUAAAGAUAUAGCAUAAGAACGAAAAGGGGAACAUAAAGCAAAGAUCGCCUGUUGUUACCAUUAUGGGUCACGUCGAUCAUGGCAAAACAACAUUGUUAGAUUAUUUAAGAAAUAGUUAAAUUGCUAAAGGUGAAUUUGGAGGUAUAACUCAAAAAAUUGGUGCAUUUCACGUUUUAACUCCUGAAGGGUAAAGAAUAACUUUUAUUGAUACUCCAGGUCACGAGGCUUUUUCAAAUAUGAGAGUGCGUGGAGCUAAUUCAACAGAUAUGAUUAUUUUGGUUGUAUCUGCUAUUGAAGGAAUAUAGCCUUAGACACUAGAAGUUAUUAAGUUAGCUCAUUAGAAUCAAGUUCAUAUCUUAGUUGCAAUAAAUAAAAUUGAUGUUCCAGGAGCACGUCCUGAUUUAGUUGAAAAGUAAUUAAAGGAGUAAGGGAAAUUAGAUUUAGAGCCAUUUGGAGGUAACAUUCCAGUUGUUCAUAUUUCUGCUUUAAAUGGCACAAACAUGGACUUGCUGUUGGAAUUAAUUUUAUUCGAAUCAGAACUCAUGGAAUUGAAAGAAGAUUACGAUUCUUUAGCUGAAGGAGUUGUGAUUGAAAGCAGAAGAGAUGUUGACAAUGAUGAAAAAAGUUGCACAAUUAUUGUCUAAAAAGGCACAUUAAAGGUUGGUGAUCAUAUUAUUAUUGGAAAUAACUAUUGCAAAGUGAGAUCAAUAAAAGAUGAUAAAAAAAAUAUGCUUAAGCAGGCUUUUCCUUCAUAUGCAGUUGAAAUUACUGGAAUUAAAGAAUUGCCUUAAUCUGGAGACGUAGUUUUUGCUUUAGAGUCAGAAAACAAAGCUAAAGUGAUCUCCCAAAGAAGAAUUAAAAAUGAAGAAGAACUCAAUAGCCAAGAAGAACAAUUCAUUUAAGGAUCAGGAUCUAAGUUGAAAUUUGAAAAUGUCAGAGAAAAAAGAAAAUUCUUCUCUGGAAACAGAGAAAUCACAGAAGCUAAAUAUAACGAAGUAGAGGCAAGAAUUUUAGACAAAAUAAAACAAUUGGAAGAAAUAGAUUUUAAGUCAGAAACAGAGAUGAAUGAUAUUUAAUAAAAAAUAUAAAAAUUAAAAUAAGAUUUGUAAUAGAAUAAGUAGUAUAUGGCUAAUUUAGUAGGAGAUGUUAAAGUAGGAAAUAGUAUUAAUUUAAUUAUAAAGGCAAACGAUUUUGGUACAAAAGAAACUUUGGUGUCUUAAAUUAUCAAGGCUAAGUUAGCAUACGAAGAUAUUCAAUUAAAUAUAAUUAGCGCUACUGUUGGUUAGGUUACAGAAGCUGAUAUUAGAGACGCUGAAUUAUUUAAUGCUAAGAUAUUGGGUAUGGAUAUCUAACUCUCUAAGGAUGUAGAGUAAUUAGUUAAAUAAAAGAAAAUUGUAGUUAAAUCUCACAAAAUUAUUUACACCUUAAUUGAUGAUAUUAAAUUGCUGAUGGAACAAGGUCCAGAAGAGGCUGAAGAAGAAGAAAAAGAAGUAGAAAGAGGUCAAGCUGUAAUCCAAUCAGUUAUUGAAAUCAAAGCAUCUAAAUCAUAAACACAAUUCGUUGCUGGAUGCAAAGUUUUAAGCGGUAAAAUAAAUAAGAAACAUUUAUAUAGAAUUGAAAGAGAUGGCGAAAUCAUUGAAAAAGAUUUAGAAAUUGCUAAUCUCAGACACUUUAAGAAAGAAGUAGAAGAAAUCAAAGAAGGCAGCGAAUGCGGAAUAAUCUUCUUUAGAUUUAAUUCUUUCGAAGAAGGAGAUACUGUCGUAGCCUAUGAAAAAGAGUGA
Tetrahymena thermophila SB210 is the source of this 2217-nucleotide messenger RNA. RefSeq names its product translation initiation factor IF-2. The record is from RefSeq and is a predicted model, not a curated record. Gene Ontology annotation, molecular function: translation initiation factor activity; GTPase activity; GTP binding. The transcript has 7 exons. NCBI's taxonomy places the organism in Eukaryota, Ciliophora, Oligohymenophorea, Hymenostomatida, Tetrahymenidae. Gene Ontology annotation, biological process: translational initiation.